AUGUAAACAUUACAGAAUAGAUAUUAAUACUUGGAGAAAGAUUUUCUUGGACGUGGUUCAUUUGGAAGAGUUUAUAAAGGUAAAGAUACUUAAACCGGAGAUGCUGUAGCUAUAAAAAGUAUUAUUGAAUAUUUUGAGUUUAGUUAUGGAUAUGACUUUGUUUGAUGAUCAAUUCAUGAUUGAUGCAUUACAUAAAGAAAUAGCUAUAAUGAAAUAACUUUAACAUCCAAACAUUGUUCGACUUGUAGAUACAUUUGGUGAUUCAAAAUAAACAGUAAAAAAUAUCUAUAAUUUAUUAGGUAUUAAUAAUAGAACUUUGUGAUGGUGGAGACUUAAGACACUUUUUAAGUAGACACUAAGGAAUGUUAGAUGAAGUUUUAGCCUAAUAAGUGUUAUAAUAAUUAAUGCUUGGAUUCUAAGAGAUGACAAAAGCAGGAUAUAUUCAUAGAGAUAUAAAACCAGAAAAUUCACUCAUUCAUAAGAAUAUUCAUAAGGUUGCUGACUUUGGAUUUGCUACUAAAGCUGAUAUAACAGGUAGAUAACUAAUUAGAGAUUGUGUUGGAACUCCUAUUUAUAUGGCACCUUAACUCCUUCAAAAUACCGCAUAUACAGCUAAAUGUGAUAUUUGGUCAAUUGGAGUGAUGGCUUAUGAAAUGCUUUAUGGUAGAUAACCUUGGCCUUGUAGAGAUCUCAACUCUUAUCUAUUAAACAUUAAAUCAUCACCAUUAAAAUUUCCAAUUGAAAAAAAAGUUUCAGAAUAAUUCAAAGAUUUUAUAAAAAAAUGUUUGACUAUUGAUGAAAAUUAAAGAAUAGGGUGGAAUGAUGUUUUUAAACAUGAUGUACUUAAAAUAUCAUAAAAUGAUAGAUAAUAUGUAUUAAUAAAUUUUAUUCCUUAGGAUAACUUUUAAGUUGAUGAAAUUUCUAAACAAAUUUUAGCUAAUAUAUAAAAGAUUAUUUAAGCUAAGAAUCUAAAUUUGGAAUAACAAUUCAAAAUAUUUGAUUAAGAUAAAGGAGGAAAUUUAGAUUUAAAUGAAUUUUAUAAUUUUAUAUAAGCAUUAGAUUCAAGAGUAACUCAUAAAGAAGUUGAACAUUUAUUUAAAUUGGUAGAUAAAAGUGGAGAUUAAAAGGUUAGCAUUGAUGAAUUUAAAAAAUUAUUUUGUGAUUAUGAUUACUCUAAUUUAAAAGAUGUAGCUGAAAGGCUUAUUGUUGAUCUAAAAGAAAUUAUUAAAGCUAAUAAUUUGAAAAUUGAAGAUAUUUUCAAAAAUUUUGACAAAGAUUAGUAAGGUGAUUUAGAUUUUGAUGAAUUUACUAAAUUAUGUCGUACUGUUGCACCAGCAUUAAAAAAUGAAGAAAUUCAAGUUGUCUUUAAUAAAUUUGAUAAGAAUAAUGAUAAAAAAAUUAGUUUUGAUGAAUUUAAGAGAGAACUUUCAUAUGGAACUGAUUAAGAUUCAAAGUUUAAUCCAGCUAAAGAAAAAGCUAAUGUAUUAUAUAUUAUUUAAUAUUUUUAGAAAAUACUUUCUGAAUUAGUGAGAAUUGUUAAAUAAAAUAAUUUAAAAAUUGAGUAAAUAUUCCAGAAUUUUGAUAAAAAUAAGAAUUAAAAAUUAGAACUUGCAGAAUUUUAAUAAUUGUGCAAGGUCAUGGAUAAUUCAUCAACAAUUGAAGAACAAACUCUUGUUUUUUAACUUGUUGAUAAAAAUUAAGAUAAUUUAGUAGAUUUUUAAGAAUUUGCAGCAUUAUUCAAGUGAG
Molecule: messenger RNA, 1746 nt
Organism: Paramecium sonneborni
Lineage: Eukaryota; Ciliophora; Oligohymenophorea; Peniculida; Parameciidae
Source: the annotation of a GenBank genome assembly